AUGGCCUACCCCAGUGCCUCAGACUCCACGGUGCAGUUACUCAGCCUGUGGGAAGGAGAGGAAAUGUUAGAAACAGCACUGACCUUCAAUGCAACGGAUGAAGCCAACCGCUCUGUCGUGUCUGAGUUUGUGUUCCUGGGGCUCUCUAGUUCAUGGGGAAUCCAACUGCUUCUUUUCCUCUUUUCUUCUGUGUUCUACAUGGCAAGUUUGAUGGGAAACCUCCUCAUCGUGUUCUCUGUGACUUCUGACUCCAAGCUCCAUUCCCCCAUGUACUUCCUGUUGGCCAAUCUUUCAUUUCUCGAUCUGGGAGUUUGUUCUGUGGCAGCCCCCAAGAUGAUUUAUGACCUUUAUAGAAAACACAAAUCCAUCUCUUUUGGGGGCUGCAUAACUCAGAUCUUCUUUAUCCAUGCAAUUGGGGGCACAGAGAUGGUGCUGCUCAUGGCUAUGGCCUUUGACAGAUAUGUGGCCAUCUGCAGGCCCCUGCACUACCAGGCCAUCAUGAGCACAAGAAUGUGCAUCUUAAUUCCAGCCAUUGCUUGGAUCCUUGGUCUCAUCCACUCUGUGGCCCAGUUGGCUUUUGUUGUCCACCUGCCCUUCUGUGGCCCUAAUGUACUGAACAGCUUUUACUGUGACCUCCCUCAACUCAUUAAACUCGCUUGCACCGACACCAGUCGACUGGAGUUCAUGGUCACUGCCAACAGUGGGCUGAUCUCAGUGGGGUCCUUCUUCACACUGAUGGCGUCUUAUAUAUUCAUUCUGGUCACUGUUCGGAAGCACUCCUCUGGAGGCUCCUCCAAGGCCCUCUCUACUCUGUCUGCUCACAUAACUGUGGUUGUUUUAUUCUUUGGACCAUUAAUCUUCUUCUACACCUGGCCCUUCCCUUCAUCAAACUUGGACAAGUUCCUUGCACUCUUUGAUGCCAUUCUCACUCCUUUGCUGAAUCCUGUUAUCUAUACUCUGAGAAACAAGGAAAUGAAAGCAGCCAUGAGGAGGCUUUGCUCUCAGCUUGUGGGCUACAGAAAGAUGCCCUGA
Molecule: messenger RNA, 1032 nt
Organism: Perognathus longimembris pacificus (Pacific pocket mouse)
Lineage: Eukaryota; Metazoa; Chordata; Mammalia; Rodentia; Heteromyidae
Product: olfactory receptor 4F3/4F16/4F29-like
Exons: 2
Coding region: 1-1032 (343 amino acids)
Biological process (GO): G protein-coupled receptor signaling pathway
Cellular component (GO): membrane
Molecular function (GO): G protein-coupled receptor activity; olfactory receptor activity
Source: RefSeq, a predicted model, not a curated record